AUGGAACCUCGCGUCGGAAACAAGUUUCGGCUCGGCCGGAAGAUCGGAAGCGGUUCAUUCGGGGAGAUCUAUCUCGGUACUAAUAUUCAAACGAACGAAGAAGUGGCAAUCAAGCUUGAAAAUGUGAAGACUAAACAUCCACAGCUGCUCUAUGAAUCGAAGUUAUACAGGAUACUACAAGGAGGAACUGGUGUUCCAAAUGUCAAAUGGUUUGGUGUUGAAGGGGACUACAAUGUUCUGGUGAUGGAUCUACUCGGACCGAGUCUUGAAGAUUUGUUCAACUUCUGUAGCAGAAAACUUUCCUUGAAGUCGGUCCUCAUGCUUGCAGAUCAAAUGAUCAACCGUGUUGAGUUUUUUCAUUCAAAAUCUUUCCUUCACCGAGAUCUCAAGCCUGACAAUUUCCUCAUGGGCCUUGGAAGGCGAGCCAACCAGGUAUAUAUCAUCGACUUUGGUCUUGCUAAGAAGUAUAGAGAUAGUACAACACAUCAGCACAUUCCCUACAGAGAAAACAAGAACCUGACAGGAACUGCGAGAUAUGCUAGUAUGAACACUCACUUGGGAAUUGAACAAAGCCGAAGGGAUGAUCUCGAGUCUCUUGGCUACAUCCUAAUGUAUUUCCUCAAAGGAAGUCUUCCAUGGCAAGGACUGAAAGCUGGAACCAAAAAACAAAAGUAUGAGAGGAUUAGUGAAAAGAAAGUUUCCACAUCCAUUGAGGCGUUAUGUCGUGGAUACCCAUCUGAAUUCGCGUCCUAUUUCCACUACUGUCGAUCGCUUCGCUUUGAUGAUAAACCAGAUUACGCUUAUCUCAAAAGGAUAUUCCGAGAUCUCUUUAUCCGUGAAGGGUUUCAGUUUGAUUACGUAUUUGACUGGACCAUCUUGAAGUAUCAACAAUCACAACUAACCGCUCCUCCAUCUCGUACCCUUAAUCCUGCGGCUGGAACAAGCGCUGCUCUGCCUCCGGGCAUUUCCAACAUCGAUAGACACACAGGCGAGGAAGAAGGUCGACCGGUCGGUUUCUCGCAUGUGGAAUCAUCUCGACGGAGAGCUUCAGGCGCUCUUGAGAACUCGGGGAAUCUUUCGAACCAACAGACAUCCUCAAUGACUAGAGACUCCAUGAUUCCGAGCUCCUCGUUGUUUGCACAAUCAGGAGGAUCAUCGAGGAGAGUGACGGCGGUGAGUAGCAGCCGGGAUAAUUUGAUAGGCGGUGAGGAGUUGCAGAGACGUACAGGUGAUGCCAGCCGCGGAGGCGUGAUCCCGAGGAAUUCUCCGGGGGAGGCUGCGAAGAGGUCGUCUUCCUCCACAAGAAGACACUACGAAUCAGCUGUUAAAGGCAUCGAUAAUCUUCAAGUCUCCGACGAAAAGUUUCACCACCACCACUGA
Molecule: messenger RNA, 1380 nt
Organism: Microthlaspi erraticum
Lineage: Eukaryota; Viridiplantae; Streptophyta; Magnoliopsida; Brassicales; Brassicaceae
Source: the annotation of a GenBank genome assembly